CAUUGCUGGUUGCACGGCCAGCUCACAGCUCACAGCCAAAGAACCCGUCUUCCCCUCUUACACUGAUCCAAGCUUUAAGGCUGAACUUUUCCCUGGAAAACUCAGACAUUGCUCCAGAGGACCUCAUUGCGCAAGUCUAAAGGUAACUACGAAUCCAUUAACCAGAGGAGAGGUGUGACCACCAGGAGGAACAGGAUUUACCCGACUCAUCAGCACAUCUACAGCGUUUUCAUCUCUGUGGAGGCCUGCUUGUGAACAGCAGCUCUGCAGAUUCCAGCCACAAAUAUGACUCAAAGCAAUGGCGAGAACCCACAGAGGAGCCGCAGUGGUCUCCACCAGAUCCGAGCUGGGAUCCAAUCAAGAUCGCAGCUCGCCAAAAAGAAAGUGGAGAACAUCAAGAAGGACGAAGUGAAGGGGUUCUUCAUGAGAAAUGCUUUUGUCAUUCUAACCAUCACUGCUGUUAUUACAGGUAUAAUCCUGGGAUUUUCCCUGCGUCCAUACAAACUGUCUUACCGUGAAGUGAAGUACUUGUCUUUCCCUGGUGAGCUGCUGAUGAGAAUGCUCCAGAUGCUGGUGCUGCCAUUGCUGGUUUCAAGUCUUAUCACAGGCAUUGCCUCUCUGGACAGACGGGCUUCUGGAAGAAUGGGUUUGAGGGCAGUGAUCUACUACACUACCACAACUGUAAUUGCUGUGUUCAUCGGUAUAGUCAUGGUGCUGAUUAUUCACCCUGGGAAAGGAUCCAAGGACGAGUUCACCAAGCAGCAGCAGAUAGAGCAGGUCAGCCCUGCUGAUGCCUUUCUGGAUCUUAUCAGGAAUAUGUUUCCUCCUAACCUUGUGGAAGCUUGCACCAAACAGUUCAAGACGCAUUAUGCCAAGAGAGUAAUCCACGUGACUGUUACAGUGAACGACACGAUAUUCCUCCAAAAUGGUACCCAACAAAUAGCCCGAGAAGAGAUGAUUCCAGUACCGGGAUCAGUGAAUGGAAUUAAUGCCCUGGGCCUGGUGGUGUUCUCCUUGUGCUUUGGACUGAUCAUCGGGAACAUGAGGGAACAGGGACAACCCCUGAAAGACUUCUUUGACUGCCUUAAUGAGGCCAUCAUGAGGCUGGUGGCCAUAAUAAUGUGGUAUGCCCCUGUUGGUAUUUUGUUCCUCAUUGCUGGAAAAAUCAUGGAGAUGGAUGACAUUUCAACCAUGGGUGGCCAGUUAGGAAUGUACACAGUAACAGUUAUUUGUGGUCUGCUUAUCCACGCCAUCAUUGUCCUCCCAACGCUCUACUUCAUCAUCACCAGAAAGAAUCCCUUUGUAUUCAUUGCUGGGCUGCUGCAAGCACUUGUCACAGCCCUCGGAACCUCUUCUAGUUCUGCCACAUUACCCAUCACUUUUAAAUGUCUGGAGGAAAACAACAAGGUGGACAAGCGUGUGACCCGUUUUGUUCUUCCCGUUGGAGCCACAAUAAACAUGGAUGGAACUGCUUUAUAUGAGGCCCUGGCAGCCAUCUUUAUCGCACAGGUCAAUGAUUAUGACCUUAACUUUGGACAGAUUCUCACCAUCAGCAUCACAGCCACAGCAGCUAGCAUCGGAGCAGCUGGAAUACCUCAGGCAGGCCUGGUAACCAUGAUCAUAGUACUAACAUCUGUAGGCCUUCCCACUGAUGACAUCUCACUGAUAAUAGCCGUUGACUGGUUCCUUGAUCGAUUGCGUACCACCACCAACGUCCUUGGUGACUCCAUUGGAGCUGGCAUAGUCGAACAUUUGUCUCGCCAUGAGUUGAGAAACAAGGACCUGGAGUUGGGCAACAAGAUAGUAGAGCAGCCAGAUAAAAAGCCAUACAUUCUCAUUUCCCAGGAGAGCGAAUAUGAGAAUGAGAUGCCCACUCCGGAUGAGACCAAGAUGUAGUGUUGAAACUUCUACCCUUUCCUUUAAAAAAAAAAAUCACAGCGUCAUACUGCACAAUAUUCUCUGUUAAGCCCUCUUGGAUUUUUUAAUAUCCAUCUCACGAGAAUGGGGAAUGCAAUUAUAUAUACUUGCUAGAACAUAUUUCAGGGCAAAUAGGAUUCACUGAUGUGUGAGGCAACUCACACCCCGCAAGCUGGAAACAAUUUAUGGUCAUGUUGGUUUUUCUGAUGAAUUGGACAACGAUCCAUCCAUAGAUACAUAAUAGACACGGGAUGGCGACUGUUUACAGUCUGUUUACUGCAUUACAGGACCAAGCUGUCUGUGACCUUUACUCAAUAUUUCAAUUUUCUCUAUUGUAAUGACCAAUAUCAUUCACUAGAGGGAGGUAUUUCUGUAAUUUUGAACACUUCAGCAGAACAGCUCAUAAGACUACAGUAUAAGUGUACAGAGUAAUGAUUUCUUUGAGAUCUAUUUUUUUUUUUUUUUUUGCUGUCAUUUUUGAUUUAUAUGAAACCUUUAGGUGUAGCUAUUGUAGAACUGUAGACAAAUAAAAUGUGUCAGAUAUCAUGCACAUAGUAUGGUUUACCAAACUCUGUUGGAAAAGGGGCUUCUUCAAACAUAUGUGCAGACACUUGUCGCUUUCACUGUGUUGUACAGAUUUCAGUUUGAUUAGGGGAUGAUGUAUUGUACCUUUAGGCAUACGUUCUUUUGGGUCUUCAUUAACCAAAGCAGUAAGUAAGGACUAUACGUAAGUACUAUUUUUAGUACACAUAACUGGGAUAACGUUUCGUCAAAUACCCUCUGACUGUGUUUUUGUUACACAGCUUCCUCAACCAAUGGUUGUAGUCAGCUGUACAAUAAAGUGCUCAGCCUUUUUUAUUCCAUGCCCAUUUAUUUACUCGGCUGGAUAUAUGGUGGAUUAUCAAUCCAAGAUGAAAAGCCAUUCAUUUUCAACCAAGAAUAAAACUGAUUUUUUUUUUACACGUUUCAAUUUAGUUUUAUCCAAAUAUGUAAAAACCCAAAGAUUACACAGAUAUUUAGUAAAAAACAUGCUUAAAGCUUUUAUUUUGCAACAAAGUAGAAACAUGAAAUCCUAGGCAUUGAACAGAUGAAAACAUUGCCUUCAUUGUAUGUGAUUUACUUCGUUAUUAUAUGUUUUUUAUUGUAUUUUUUUAAUUACCGUCUUGUUUAUCUUGAGAAUGAAUGUAAUGCUUACAACAGAGCAGGCUUGAAACAUAAAUGAAUGCAUCUAUCACUACAGAUUUGCAUGGGUUGGAAUAGUUGGCAGAAAAUACAAUCUUUCAUUUUGUGGCAUACCUAUAUUCUCGUUUAUGUUUAUCAACAUAAUCUGAUUCUCAUUUAUUUUGAUUUAAUAACACGUCCUUUUAAGCACAUUCAUUUUCAGCAGCAUUUUUAACUUGUUUGACUUCUGUUUUUUAUUAACUCAUCAAAUAUAGCAGAUAUUUUGUAUAGAAGAUUAAUCUAAAUACAGUGUACUUGUAUAAAGACAUAGAUAAAUGUGUAUAAGAAUUUUAGAUUCAAAUUGGAAUGUAAAUACUUUCUUGCGGGUUGUAUAAAUAGAGAUGAUGUAACUAAAUUGUUCUUUAACCUUGUGACCAGUCUAACAAUCCCCUUUUUUACAUUGCACACUACGGAAAUGUGUUUACAGUUGCUGGUGCCACACCUGGUGCAAGUGCUUCAUCUCAUGAAUUUACAGGCGAACAUGUUUGAUUGGAUAACUGUAGUUUUGACUUGCAUGAAAUGUUUUUAUUAAAAAAAUAAAUGAGUAAAAUGUU
Girardinichthys multiradiatus is the source of this 3692-nucleotide messenger RNA. RefSeq names its product solute carrier family 1 member 3a (gene slc1a3a). NCBI's taxonomy places the organism in Eukaryota, Metazoa, Chordata, Actinopteri, Cyprinodontiformes, Goodeidae. Gene Ontology annotation, cellular component: plasma membrane. The transcript is spliced from 10 exons. Gene Ontology annotation, biological process: D-aspartate import across plasma membrane; L-glutamate import across plasma membrane; L-aspartate import across plasma membrane. The record is from RefSeq and is a predicted model, not a curated record. Gene Ontology annotation, molecular function: neutral L-amino acid transmembrane transporter activity; L-glutamate transmembrane transporter activity; glutamate:sodium symporter activity. Bases 286 to 1896 code for a protein of 536 amino acids.